Gastrolobium bilobum is the source of this 1140-nucleotide messenger RNA. RefSeq lists its product as uncharacterized. The coding region runs from base 1 to 1140 and encodes 379 amino acids. Gene Ontology annotation, molecular function: DNA binding. The record is from RefSeq and is a predicted model, not a curated record. Lineage: Eukaryota; Viridiplantae; Streptophyta; Magnoliopsida; Fabales; Fabaceae. The transcript is spliced from 3 exons.
AUGGUUUGGUUGGAUAUUGAUUGUGUCCAUGUGAUGGCUAGGAUUGAGGCAAUUGGAUCAUCCUUGAAUGACCAACCAUUGGAGGAAGCAAUAGAGCUUGUCUUCUUCGUCGUCGCCGCGUCGCGCCUGGUGGUGUUCUUCGUCGCCGCCGCGUUGCUCCAAAUGGCUUCCACUGAACCCGAAAAAACACCAUCAUCACAAGAUGUAUCGUCUCAAUUUUCAUCCCAGCCGCAUUAUAGAGGAAAAGUUAAUCCAAGUUGGACUCAUUGUAAGCAGGUUAUGGAGCAAGGGAAAAUUGUGAAUAUGUGUCUUCAUUGUAAUAAGAUUAUUAGGGGAGGUGGGAUAAAUCGGUUGAAGUUUCAUUUGGCUGGAGAAAAAGGGCAAGUUGAAGCAUGUAAGAAAGUUCCAGCUGAGAUUCGUGCUCAGAUGAAGCAAAAUAUUGAUGAAAACAAGAAAAAGAAAAGAAAAGUUCAAGAGCAAGAUCACGAAGGUGGUGAACAUGUUGAUGACUUGAGAAUAACAAAUGAUCAAGUGCAACAAAUUGCAAAUUUAUCAAGGAAAUCACCUCUUAUUUCUGAAAAGGGGAAGAGUAUCAAUUCCUCGGGUUCUUAUUUUAUCCCAAGAACAACUCCUGGAGCUCAACCGACUUUAAAAAGUGUGUUACAAAGCAAAGAAGUGAUUCGGAAAGCUCACCUUGCUAUAUCAAAAUGGAUGGUUCAUGCGCGUCUCCCAUUUAAUGCAGCCAACUCACCUUAUUUUCAAGAAAUGUUUGAUGCUGUAUGUAGCUUAGGUGCAGGAUUUAAAGCUCCAUCAUAUCACAUGCUACGUGGUGAUUUGCUAAAUAGCCAAGUUGAUGAGGUGAAGAAACUUCUUGAGAGCUAUAGAGCUGUUUGGAAGCAUACUGGAUGCACUAUUAUGGCAGAUGGAUGGACUUAUCGUUGUAGGCGCACUCUUAUUAAUUUUCUGGUUUAUUGCCCAAAAGGAACAUUUUUUGUGAAAUCUGUUGAUGCUUCUCAUGCAUCUAAAACUGCAGAAUUAUUAUACCAGCUUUUUAAAGAAAUAAUUUUGUUUGUUGGGCCAGACAAUGUUGUUCAAAUUGUGACUGAUAAUGCUGCUUGCUGGGAGGUUAUUAGAGGCUGA